Molecule: messenger RNA, 1035 nt
Organism: Symbiodinium necroappetens
Lineage: Eukaryota; Dinophyceae; Suessiales; Symbiodiniaceae
Source: the annotation of a GenBank genome assembly
AUGUCGUCGUGGUGGCAAAAAGAUGGUGACGAGUCAAAGAACACCUGGUCUAAAGACCAAUGGGGUUCCAACAACACAUGGUGGCAAAGCUCAGACUGGAAUUCCUCAGCAGCCUCUACACCUUCGCUGCCCACACCUCCGUUGCCCACCUCAUUUGUUUCGGAUCACCAGCACUAUGACAAAACCCCACUCGGGAAAGGUGCUCAUGUGUUGCACAAACAGGUGCAACCAACCGAAUGGUCCCGUAAAUCGGGCCUGGCAGGCCGUGAUGUCACAGAUAUCCGUGCCUACGAACUUUCGCACCGUGGUUCAGGAGAUUUUUCGUUCAGAUUGCUUUCAGAAGGUCGCCAUCAGAGUAUAGUCUGGGCGAGAAGCGGAUCAGAAUCGGUCCUGCUCACCGCUCUGCUCAAAAAGAUCAGAGAGAGCGGAAUUUCCAUCGACGAAGCUGCCAAAGUUUGUCACAAGGAGGCACCGCCCGACAAACACAAGGAAGCAAUGAGGUUCAUGGAACCUCUUGCUCAAGAUUUAAUGGAUUGCAUUGCAGCUAAAGUUCCCGUGCAAAAUUCGGAUGCUUCAGAGCAACUGGCCAAGGCCAAAGCCAAACUGGCCGAGCACGGCAUUGAAAUUUCUCCUUUAAAACGCAAGUCUGAUUCUGCACCCAGUGCUUCAGAGCAACAUGGCAAGCGAGCUAAGCCUCCUAUGCCUGUUGCAGAUGCUGAGUCGAAGCCCCUUUCCGACGUUGAGAAACUCUUGGAUGAGCCUAAGAGGAUGCUGGAUUCUCGCCCCAAGGGAGCCACAGAUGACCAUGUCACUGAGUGGCUCAACACAUUCAAGACCAAGCCAGAUUUUAGAGGCAAACAUCCUCAGCUGGUCAAGUAUGUGAAGACAGUUCAAGAUUUGCUCAAGAAAGGCACUGCCAAAGACGAAAUAGUCUCGGCAGCGAUUCGCUUUGGCUUAGAUGCCAAACUGGCAUCUCGCCUCUCGCUGAAGAACCUCUCAGCCACUAUAGCUGUGGCACAGUUUGAGGCAGCCUGA